UUUUUGGUCGCUGUCCUUGCCCCCCUCUCUCUCUCUUCUCUCUCUCUCUCUCUCUCUCUCUCUCUCUCUCGUUGAGACAGGAAUAAGAGCUAACAGACAUGGAAGACGAUCGUUCGUUAGGGUUUUGGGCGAUCGCCUUGUUGUUCGUAGGAAGCUUGAUUACCGUCACAGAUGGUUCAAUUCACGAAUACAAUAACGAAGGCUUCACCAAACGCUCCAACGCUCGUUUCUUCCAUGGCGGUAGCGAAGGUCUCUACGCUUCUAAGUUUCUCGUUUUCAAUGCAUCUUCUGAUAAACCUCUCAAGGGAAAAUCCUUCAUCAGGUUUGAUGACGUCACUUUUGUGAGGACAAAGGAAUCUGCUAGCAAGCAGAACAGAAUGCAGGCUACUGCUGGUUUGGUAGAAGCAAUUGUACUUGAGGUGAAGGACCGGGACAGAAUCGGAGGCUCCUUUCUCAAAACUGAUGCAAUAUGUUGCACGCCGGAGCUUGCUGAUGCUAGAUCCUGCACUUUGGGUGAGGUUAUUAUCAAGAGAGAUCCCGACGAACCUGAGUGGCCGAAACGGAUCAAGACCUUCUUUCGAGGAAAUAAGGAUGAAAUUAAAAUGUCUCCUGAGGCUGUGGUUAUUAAUAAGACUGGGAUGUACUACCUCUACUUUGUUACCUGUGACCCUGAACUGGAAGGCACUAUAAUCAGAGGAAGAACAAUUUGGAAGAACCCAGAUGGAUAUUUACCUGGAAAGAUGGCUCCCUUGAUGAAAUUUUUUGGCUUCAUGUCCUUCGCUUACCUUUUGCUUGGCGUGGUCUGGUUUUUACGGUUUGUUCAGUUUUGGAAGGAUAUAAUUCAGUUGCACUACCAUGUCACCCUUGUUAUUGCCCUUGGCAUGUGCGAGAUGGCAGUCCGAUACUUUGAAUACUCUAAUUUCAACUCCACGGGGACCAGGCCAAUGGAUGUGACUCUGUGGGCAGUGACGUUUUCCUCUGUGAAGAAGACACUGUCCCGGCUUCUUCUUCUGGUUGUCUCUAUGGGCUAUGGGGUAGUGAAGCCUACUCUUGGUGGCAUAACCUCCAGGGUGUUUCUUCUUGGUUUUGUUUAUUUUAUUGCAACAGAGGCUCUGGAGCUUGUCGAACAUCUUGGAAACAUCAACGACUUCUCUGGAAAAACAAUGAUAUUUUUGGUGCUUCCUGUGGCAUUGUUGGACGCUUGCUUUAUUCUGUGGAUUUUCUCAUCCUUGUCAAAAACUCUCGAGAAACUUCAGAUUAAGAGGAACAUGGCUAAGCUAGAUCUCUAUAGGAACUUCACAAAUGCGCUUGCAGUUUCCGUGCUGCUCUCCAUUGCUUGGAUUGGUUUUGAGCUAUACUUCAACGCCACUGAUCCUCUAAGCGAGCUCUGGAGAAUAGCAUGGAUAAUUCCAGCGUUCUGGAAUGUACUUGCUUACGCUCUGCUGGUAGUCAUAUGUGUCCUCUGGGCUCCAUCUGCUAACCCUACCAGGUACGCGUACAUGGCAGAGACAGAGGAUGAGUUUGAGGAGGAAGGUGUCUCGUUAAAGACGGCAGGUGGUGAUGUCGAGAGGAAUGAACUUCUCCACGGAAGAGGAGACAGACGUUGAAUUCCAGGUGGUGGAAAUGAAAUGCUUGUAAAAAAAAAAAAAAUCCGCGCCCGACGGCCCGAGGGUUUUUUGUGUAAAUUGCGGCACCCCGGUCUAAGUAUUUUUUUUUUAUGUAAAAGCCAUUUUGGCAGCUGGGUCGAAGUAAGUGUUCUAGUUUCUGUAUUUCUGUAUGCUCUUGGGCUUACACUUUGAACACUUGUCUUAACCUUACCACUUUGUCCUC
Molecule: messenger RNA, 1830 nt
Organism: Tarenaya hassleriana
Lineage: Eukaryota; Viridiplantae; Streptophyta; Magnoliopsida; Brassicales; Cleomaceae
Product: transmembrane protein 87B-like
Exons: 5
Coding region: 99-1607 (502 amino acids)
Biological process (GO): transport
Cellular component (GO): Golgi apparatus; membrane
Source: RefSeq, a predicted model, not a curated record